AUGGCCUCCUCUUACUCAGUAGCUCCGGUCCAAAGUGAGCUUAAGAUGACCCUAUACAACAAGGAGGUGUAUUCUGGGCGGGAUAUUAACGGAGUAACCACUCUAGUGAACGGAGGGCCAAUUGGUACUACCUGGGCCUUCUCGUGGCCUGUAACCGAUGGGCCAGCAGGCGGUGCCGAUGCAACAAUCGUCGGCCAUCUUCAGGGCACAUGUGUCGAAGUAGCAAUUUUCCCCAAUUAUGUGUGGCACUACAACCUUGGAUUGGUGUUCGGGGAGAAUAGCAGGUGA
Messenger RNA from Miscanthus lutarioriparius, 288 nucleotides. The record is from the annotation of a GenBank genome assembly. Lineage: Eukaryota; Viridiplantae; Streptophyta; Magnoliopsida; Poales; Poaceae.